Messenger RNA from Suillus fuscotomentosus, 516 nucleotides. RefSeq lists its product as uncharacterized. The record is from RefSeq and is a predicted model, not a curated record. Bases 1 to 516 code for a protein of 171 amino acids. The transcript has 6 exons. NCBI's taxonomy places the organism in Eukaryota, Fungi, Basidiomycota, Agaricomycetes, Boletales, Suillaceae.
AUGGCUCGUAACUUCGCAGCCUUGCCAGGUUUUUACCGGGCUCUUUUCUUGUACAUCGAACCAGUGUCCACCGUAUCACCUGCCAUCUUGGCGUGGUUCUUUCCGGGUGCCUCCUGGUUCCACCAUGAGCUGAUACCAACUGCAACUGCUGCUUCAGGACCGCUAGAUGCUAGGACUACGAUGGCUAUUUGGCAGUUGGGAAACUGCUACCUUCUGCUGGGUUUAAUCUCGUCCCUGGUCUUCAGAGCUAUCCGAGAUGCUCUUCCAAAUAAUCCGGAGGCUCAGGAGCGUAUACUUGGAGCAAGUUUUACUGCGCUUGCGCUGGCAGACGUAACACAUAUUGCUGCUUCAUUUAUUGGCCUCCCCGAUGAGCUCAAAUACUCCUAUGGCAAGUGGAAUCCCAUGACCCAUGGCAAUAUCACGUUUGUGAUAUUCCUGUUGAGCGCAAGACUUGCCUGGUUCGCAGGAGUCGGUCGUGCUACAUAUUACUACGGGAAACGGGCCAAGGUGGACUGA